Molecule: messenger RNA, 1914 nt
Organism: Pseudozyma hubeiensis SY62
Lineage: Eukaryota; Fungi; Basidiomycota; Ustilaginomycetes; Ustilaginales; Ustilaginaceae
Exons: 1
Coding region: 1-1914 (637 amino acids)
Molecular function (GO): phosphatidylglycerophosphatase activity
Source: RefSeq, a predicted model, not a curated record
AUGGGAAACCUUGCGGGAGUCAUCGCCAUCCUCUCGGUGGUGUUCCGGCCAUCUCUGGUGGUGCCACACGUCCAAGUUCCCGACAUCCGCCAUCUCGACUGGGAAUCACUUCACGCCAACGGCGUGCGCUACCUCGUAUUCGACAAGGACAACUGUCUCACUGCACCCCACUCCGACGUCCUCGAGCCAUCGAUCACCGACGCCUGGCAGCAAUGUCAACGCGUGUUCGGUCGCGAAAACAUCCUCAUCGUUAGCAACUCAAGCGGUUCCUCCGACGACCCUUCCGGAUUAGGUGCCGAAUCGCUAAGUCGAUCGCUCAACGUUCCCGUGCUGUGUCACAAGCACAAGAAGCCGGCGAAGGGUUGUGCAAGGGAAGCGCUCGAGUACUUUGUUGCGCUGUCGCAUGAUCGGGAGACGACGUUGGCGCAGGCGCAACACAUGCCUCCCGGAUCUGCGUCGAUUGAGGCUGGACCUAGUCGAGAGAGCAAAAAGUAUGUCAGGGAGAGGAUGAAGAUCAUCAGUACGCAGGUGCCAGCGGAUGGAAGCGGAUGCGGAAGUGUUUUGUUGGUGGGUGAUCGAACGAUGACGGACGUUGUGGUUGCACAUCGCAUGAACGACGAGCUGUCUCGCAGAAGGAGCAGGCUUGGCUUGGAUCAACAGCAGUCGGUUGCUGAAGCGUCGACAUCUAUACCGCCCGCACAGUGCAUCUCUGUCCUGACGACAGGUAUCUGGGCGUACGAAGGCCGACUCAAUGCCAUGAUGCGCAAGCUCGAAGCGCGGGUCACGUCCUACCUCAUCGCCAAAGGGUGCCAGCCUGGCCAAGCCGGAUUGCUUUCACUACGCAAGUCUGCUCCAACCCGUCAGGUCGACUGGCUGAAGAUCGCCGAUGCGCCCUUUGAGGAGCCAAAACCUCUCAUCACAAGUCCUGCGGAACACAGCGAAGCUCGGUUCACCUACACUGGUGAUCGCCUACCUCCAGCGUCCCCUGUGGAACCUACGCUCGGUGCCAUUCUGAUCGCAACGGUUGUACGACCACUGCCACCGGCGUUUGCCUCGGCAUUCGCGAGGAUACUGGCCAGCAAACCGAUCGUGUGGAUCUCGACCAAUCUGCGCGACGGCUGGAAUGUGAUGAUUCGAGGACUCGAAUUUAGCAUUCGUGAAGCAGGCAUACAAGCACGUCCUCGGGACAGCAGACAGAUCACACCACUCGCCAAUGAGGCUUCUUCCUUGUCGACGCAGUCCAGACUACAACUCGAUGAAAUAGCACCGAGGAGCAGAGCAGAUGUCAGGAAGGAAGAGGGCUCGGCCACACUCACCAGCUAUCUCGAAUCGCGGCUCCCGCCACUUCCCAUCAAUGCUCUGCCGGCAAUGACGCGCGCGACCCAGCAACUACGCAACCGUCUCAGCAGCUCAACAUCGCACCACUUCUCCGCGCAAUCUUUCCUCCAACGCAAAUCCAUUUCUGCUCCGACCACCACCACUGCACCACGAUCGUUUUCUACAUCUCGCACCCUCCCUCAGCAGCAAAUCCCACCCAUGUCUGGCGCACCCAAACCUCGCGUACCCAUGCGUAACUGGAUCGCCGCGUUCUCCGCCCUCGUCAUCGUACCCGGUAGCUACUACCUCGGAAUGCGACUGCACGACCUCAAGGAUUCCAAAGACAUCGACCCGGGUGCUGCGCUUCCAGCUACUCCGGCGUCGGCUUCGACGAUGCACGAUCGACACGCUGCGCAAGAUGCCCAGCUGGUCCGUGAAGCAGCAGCGGACGAGGCUGCUUCAAAAGCACUAGCAAAGGCGCAGGCGGAGAGGAAGAGGGAACUCGAAUUGACACUGUUCCAUCUGGUACGCGAGAGGGAGGAUGUGCUUGAUAAGCUGGACAGAGUUCAUCAGCGAAGAACCGAUUCAUCACAGUAA